Molecule: messenger RNA, 3372 nt
Organism: Etheostoma cragini (Arkansas darter)
Lineage: Eukaryota; Metazoa; Chordata; Actinopteri; Perciformes; Percidae
Product: stress-induced-phosphoprotein 1-like
Exons: 16
Coding region: 215-1744 (509 amino acids)
Molecular function (GO): protein binding; RNA binding; metal ion binding
Source: RefSeq, a predicted model, not a curated record
UCGUGUGUGUAGAGACGGGCAGCGUCCACAGUGAGUGGAGGUGGUUGCACGGGCGGAGGAGGUGGGUCAGCGGGAUAAUUUCCACACGAACCGGGACACCCUCACCGGCGAGGUGUCAGCAGUAAAUGAAGAUUGAAGACUUGUCGUCUUGUGUGGUGUGACAGUUUCCCUUUUAUUUGGAGCGUGUGCCGAUAAUGCUGCACCGUAAAACCUGAUGAAGUUCACCAGAGAUAUCUGCCGGUUGCUGGGCUUAGGAGGGGCGGGACCAUGUGAGGAGGAGAUGGAGGUUCAGCAUGGAGCGCCUGACUUGACAGACAGAAGAAAAGACCCAGGCUCAUCACAGCAGGCAAUGCUCAACAGUGAGGAGGGUUUGGAUGAAGAAGAGAGAACAAGAAGGAGAGCCGAGAGGAGGAGAGCUAAAAGGAAAAGGCAGAAAGAACGGAAGAAAUUGGAGAGGAUGGAGGAUGCUUUGGAACAGGAAGAGGAAGCGCCUGGAGCGGUGUCAGAGAGUGACAGCGAGGAGGAAUUGAAAAAGGAGGUGAAGGACUGGACCGCCGUUCGACCCAGAAACAAAUGCAACCCUGAAUCUGUCCCUGCCCCCGGGACAGCAGAGCACCAGAGCAACGGCCAGCUGCUCCACAGGCCGUCGGAGGAGGAGCCGGAGUGGGAUGUCAGCAGUGCAUUUGUGGCCAAUGCUGCCAGCCAUAUCAAAGUCAAAGCUCUUAAGAACAGAGCGAUACUGAUGUCCAGAGAGAACAAAGAGAACGAGGCCAGGAGCAGCCAGGUGGAAAGCACAGAAGAAAUGAAGAGAAGGGGGGAGUCUCUGACAGUGCAGGGCAUUCAGAUGUUUGAGCAAGGCCGGUACAGCCAGGCCGUGGACAUGUUUACAGAAGCCAUCUUCUGCGACCCGAGGGACCACAGGUUCUAUGGAAAUCGCUCGCACUGCUAUUGGGUUCUGGAGCAGUACUCCUCCGCCCUUACGGACGCUCAGAGGUCCAUUCAGCUGGCUCCUGAUUGGCCAAAGGGAUACUUCCGUAAGGGGUGUGCUCUCAUGGGGUUAAAGCGGUACAGUGAGGCGGAGGCAGCCAUAGAGCAGGUGUUGAAGUUGGAUCAGCACUGUAAGGAAGCAUCCAGUAAACUCUUUACCUGCCGGCUCCUGCAGCUCAUGGAGUUGGGUUUUGAGGAAGAGCAGAGUAAACUGCUGCUGGAGAGGUUCACCACCGUUCAGGCGGUCACCACCUCACCCGAGGCCAAAACACUAAAGCACACAUCUCAGCAGGACCAGAGUGGGAGCUGUCGCUCUCUGUGGGUUGGGAACAUUACGGUGGAGGUUACAGAGACAGACCUCUGGGAUCUCUUCAAAAUGUUUGGUGACAUAGAGAGCAUCAGAGUUCUUCAUGAGCGUUUCUGUGCCUUCGUCAACUUCAAGAAUGCCAACAUGGCUGCUAAAGCCCUGGAUAAGCUGCAGGGGGUGGAGCUGGGCAGCAGCAAACUGGUGAUGAGGUAUCCUGAUCGUUGGAUCCAGCGCCCCCUGCCGCCCAUUCAAAAGAACAACACCAGCCUCAGCUCCAACGCUGCAGGAGCACUGCUGAGCUCAGCUGCUAUAGGGUCCAGACGGUGUGUACCUAUAUAUGGAGACGAGUGCUUCUACUGGCGGACCACGGGCUGUUUCUAUGGCGACAAGUGCCGCUUCAAACACAUACCAGAUCAACAAGGUCAAGACAAUAAACCAUGGCAACCAUAACUGCGUCCCCUGCCCUCCUAACCCCAGCAUCCGGACACCUUAAUUGAGGAUUUACACUGGGAGGGGGAACAAUAAGGACAGUGAGCAGAGUGGACGCGUGCGUGCGUGCGUGCGUGUGAGAUAAAGAGAGUCAGAUAUGGUAUGUAUGUGAUAACCAAAGUCAGAGGUUGGGUCUCUGUCACGAUGAGGUCAGAACGUCCAGAGCCCUAACCUCAGAAAGACACUUAAAGAAUCAAUUCCCAUGAUAACGCAAAACUGAUGUAAAGAAGUCCUCUAAGGUUUUUAAAUCAUUUGAAGCAAAGGUAAGAGUCUCUUGGCUCCAUUUGGAUCCUAUAAGGUUUGUGCGUGAAGAUCUCUGCUCUAUGGGAAGUCAUCAAAAGGAUUUACUUGGACGAAUACGUUUGGUUGUGCCGUAUCGGAAACACUUAUCAAAACUCAAGCUCUGAGAGAAACUUUAUGUCUGUAAAGGUCCAAUGUAUGGAAUUUCUUCCAUCUAGCAUUGAGAUACUGUAUAUUGCAAUCAACUCUCUCCCGCCACACAGUUCAAAGUACGUAUUACAACUACAGUAGCCUCCACGCUUCAUAGAGACGGUCUUUUACUAUUUACAAUAUCCUGUUGAAUAAUAUCCUUUUUCUUUUUCUGGGCGAAGAGGACGACUCCUGUUCCUGCAAUUUCCAUUUUGAAUGUGCAUGGAUGUAUUAAGAGAACGUGUGGUCCUCCAGGUUUCCUUCUUCAAACUUUCCAGGGCGGGUAAGCGAUGAUGACAAGCAGCACCUGUGACUUUAUCUUGUGACUGCGAAAACGCGGAAGGCGGACCAAUAUGUCCUGUAUGUCCCUUACCGGCUAAUGUAUUUGAAGAUGGCGCAUGGAUAUGGAGCGUCUACCCCAGUUAAUGCAAAUGGGAAUGUACAAUUUCAAGCCAAAAGGAAUACCUGGAGUUGAUGGUGGUGGUAAAUAUUCAUGAAAAAGGACAUGUUUGUGAACGGGCAACAUCGAUUUUAGUAAUGACCAACUAAAAACGUUACACGCUGGGCUUUUAACACUGCUCUUGGAUUGCAUUAAAGUCCAGAGUUAUUUUUCACAAUUUUUAAAGAGCAUUUAAAAUGUAUAAAUAUUUGGAAAAAAUAAUAAAUCAACUAAAUUAAACAAAUUAAAAUGUUUUUUGUGUUUACUCAACACCUUCAACCAGUUAGCUCUUCAAAUCCCAACUAACACAUUAGAAAUGAUAAAAAUUCAAAUGUUGCCUUUGCUUUUAGAGAACUAUCACAAGCUGGAUGACUGAGAACCUUCACAGGCAAAUGAUGUUAGGAUUUGACACUAUACAUACAACUUAAUUAAAUUGUUGAAUAGUUCAAUUUCAAGGUGAACUGUAAAUCUGGAUAAUCCAUUUGAAAUUGUGGACAUUGGAUCUUUCCAUACCACUUGAUGUCUCCUAUGGUUUAACCCAGUCCUAUUCUAUAAAUAAUUGGCUGUUUUUGGGACUGAUGGCAUGCUACUAAAUAGGCCUGGGUGAUAAAUUGUUCUAAAAUUGCGUUCUCGAUUCAGCCCUGUUUGCAAGUGUAAUAUUUAAAUAACAAACUUAUUUUCAAUUCUCAUUUGAUUUGACAAAAUAAACGCUACUACUUUU